AUGGUGAAAGGAAUUUUAUUUUGGUUUACAAUUAUAGUACAACUUUUCUCGAUUGUUACUUCUAGGAGGACGAUGCAUCAUGCAAGGCAUACCCGAGUUAAUCAUAUACAUGAUGAGAUGAUGCAUCCUCCUCCAGUCACACACAGACAUGUUGAUAUGAUGCAUCCUCCUCCAGUCACACUGCACAUCUCAAAUCAAUAUGUGGUGAUAGAUAAUGGCAUUGUUCAACUUACUCUAACAAAUCCAACUGGACAUAUUUCUGGGAUAAGUUACAAUGAAAUUGAUAAUCUACUGGAAAAAAGCGAUCUAGAAGUAAGGAGAGGAUAUUGGGAUGUCAUGUGGAAACUUCCAAAAGACCACGGUGGCACUUUUGAUACGUUUGUGAUGCUAAGAGGAAAUUCAGGAUUUUAUUCAUAUGGAAAAUUUGAACAUUCAGAGGGAAUGCCUGCACUUAGAGUAGAUGAAGCAAGAAUUGCAAUCAAGCUCAGUCAAAACUUGUUCCACUAUAUGGCUGUAUCAGAUGAUAGGCAAAUGGUAAUGCCAACAAAUCAAGAUAUAUCCCAUGGAAAAGUCCUUGGCUAUAAAGAAGCUACUCAAAUAACACAUCCAUCCAACUCUCCAUUCAACUAUGAGGUUGAUGACAAGUACCAAUUUUCUUCUGAUAACAAAGAUAUCAAAGUACAUGGAUGGAUUUGUAAUAAUCCACAUGUAGGUUUUUGGGUGAUUACACCAACUAAUGAAUAUACAUGUGGUGGACCAAUGAAACAAGAUCUUACUUCUCAUUCUGGUCCCACCUCUCUAGCUACAUUUUUUAGUGGCCAUUAUACAGGUCCACAAUUAGGAGUGGAUCUACAAGAUGGAGAAUCAUGGAAAAAAGUAUUUGGUCCUGUUUUCUUUUAUCUCAACUCAGAUUCUGGUAAUAACCACCAAACACUUUGGGAGGAUGCUAAAAGACAGAUGUUUGAAGAAACUAAAAAAUGGCCAUAUGAUUUCCCACAAUCAAAAGAAUAUCUCAAAGCCAAUGAACGGGCCACAGUUAGCGGUCGAUUAUUGGUCAACGACGGGUACAUAAGUGAAGAUCCUUUUUAUGCAAAAUCUGCAUAUGUUGGAUUGGCCCUGCCUGGAGAUGUUGGAUCAUGGCAAACUGAGACCAAGGGUUAUCAAUUUUGGACUCAAACAGAUGAGUCUGGAUAUUUCAAGAUUAAUGGAGUUAUACCCGGAACUUAUAACUUGUACUCAUGGGUCCUUGGAGUUAUUGGAGAUUACAAAUACAACCUUAACUUUACCAUCACUCAAGGAAGUGAAUAUAAUCUAGGUGACUUAGUUUAUAAUCCUCCAAGAAAUGGUCCAACUCUAUGGGAAAUUGGAAUUCCUGAUAGAACUGCUGCUGAAUUUUUUGUGCCUGAUCCAUUGCCUAGCCUCACCAACCAUGUAUUCAUCAACACUACACAUAGGUUUAGACAAUAUGGUUUAUGGGAUCGUUAUACAGAUUUAUAUCCUAAUGAAGAUUUAGUAUACAGAGUUGGUGUAAGUGAUUACACAAAAGAUUGGUUCUAUGCCCAUGUAACCAGGAGGACUGUACAUAAACAAUAUAUACCAACAACAUGGCAAAUUUUAUUUGAUCUUUCAAAUGUGGAUCCAAGUGGAACUUAUACACUACAUAUGGCAUUGGCUUCUGCCACUUCUUCUCAUUUGCUAGGAAGAAUAAACAACCCAAUCAGACCAAGGCCAACUUUUCAGACCCCAGGAAUUGGACAAAGUAAUGCAAUAGCAAGACAUGGAAUUCAUGCACUAUACUCACUUUUCACUUUUGAAAUUCCGGGGUAUAAUUUACAAAUAGGAGAAAAUAUCAUAUAUUUAACGCAAGCUAGAGGUGGUAGCCCUUUUAACGGAGUAAUGUAUGAUUAUAUUAGACUCGAAGGACCUCCACAGUAA
Messenger RNA from Solanum tuberosum (potato), 1935 nucleotides. RefSeq names its product rhamnogalacturonate lyase-like. Lineage: Eukaryota; Viridiplantae; Streptophyta; Magnoliopsida; Solanales; Solanaceae. Bases 1 to 1935 code for a protein of 644 amino acids. Gene Ontology annotation, molecular function: carbohydrate binding; catalytic activity. The record is from RefSeq and is a predicted model, not a curated record. Gene Ontology annotation, biological process: carbohydrate metabolic process. The transcript is spliced from 15 exons.